CAUUUUCUUCGCCUUGUACUUGAAAAUAGAUACAUUUACACAGAUUUAACAGUAGCGUAUUGUAAUCACGCCGCUGAUGACUGUACGCCAACGGCUUGAUAAUAACGCGAGCGUUCUACUUUUGUCGCGUCGCGCUCGUAGACACGGUGUUCAGCUCUACAUGUCUUUCCACAUCAAAGCGAAAUCACACAAGUUCCAACAGUUCAGCGGUGGGAGGCUGCCAGCGCUUGAAAGGAUCCUUCGCUUCCAAUGCACCAAAGCAAACAAACACUCUUGCCCUCGGAAGUUGCAUAUUUCCAUAAACUGCUCUAUGGAUAAAAAGCGUCCUUGAGUCCAGUCGGCGUUGUUUGCGAUUAAGCUCGAAAUGUCUGAAAAUCAGCCUCUUUGCGCUCUAGUUUUCCUAACUUCACUCUUCUGCUCGGCAUGCUCACAGGGGACACGAUUCGUUCAUUCAGCUGCACUAGAUGCGGAUGGGAGAUACAGCAUUAAGUGGGGAUUUGAUGAAUCCACGAUAACUUUUGAAGUAGAAGUGGAAACGAGAGGAUAUAUAGGAUUCGGUUUGUCACCGACCGGUGCGAUGUCCUCGUCCGAUAUCGUGAUAGGUGGUGUGCUCAGCGGAAGUCCAUAUCUGCAGGACUACUAUACAGACUCAAACAGAAAGGUCCAUAAAGAUGCGCUGCAGAGCUACCAGCUGCUGUACGGCAGAGAGAAUGACACGCAUACUGUUCUGGCUUUUAGCAGAAACCUCCAGACCUGUGAUGACAAUGACCAAAUCAUUACGGGCAGUACAGUGAGAGUGAUCUGGGCAUUCCAUGAGGAGGACGUGGGAAUGUCAGGACCAGUCUACCAUGGUACGAACAGAGGCAGAAAGAGUCUGCGAUUACUCAACCCUGGAACCAGCUCCAGCAUCCCAGCAGGAACAGCUUUCUUUGACCUUCAAAACGAAGAGGUUCCUGUACCACAUAAGGAUACGACGUACUGGUGUCAGAUCUUUAAAUUUCCAGAGCUGAAGAAGAAGCAUCAUAUAAUCAGAAUAGAGCCAAUGAUUCAGAAGGGUCAUGAGAAUCUGGUUCAUCACAUUCUGCUCUACCAGUGUGACAGUGAUCUAAACGAGAGUGAGAUCAACAGAGGACAUGAAUGCUACCAUCCAAAUAUGCCAGACUCCUUCUUCACCUGUGAAACUGUCCUGUUUGCUUGGGCUAUUGGGGGAGAGGGCUUCACCUACCCUCCUCAUGUUGGAAUGUCUAUAGGGACCUCAAUAGACCCAGUCUAUGUACAAAUGGAGAUUCAUUUUGAUAACCCAUCUAUACAAAGAGGUACUGUAUGUCAUGAUACACUCACACACUGCACUAAGUGACAUACGGCACAA
Messenger RNA from Carassius auratus (goldfish), 1369 nucleotides. RefSeq names its product DBH-like monooxygenase protein 1 homolog. NCBI's taxonomy places the organism in Eukaryota, Metazoa, Chordata, Actinopteri, Cypriniformes, Cyprinidae. Gene Ontology annotation, biological process: norepinephrine biosynthetic process; octopamine biosynthetic process; dopamine catabolic process. Bases 365 to 1357 code for a protein of 330 amino acids. The transcript has 6 exons. The record is from RefSeq and is a predicted model, not a curated record. Gene Ontology annotation, cellular component: secretory granule membrane. Gene Ontology annotation, molecular function: dopamine beta-monooxygenase activity; copper ion binding.